ACAACCAGUAUUAACAAUAAAUUAAUAACGUAAUCACUGACGUAAAUACAAAGCAAUGCACGUGAUUGUUUAAUUGUUUAUCUUGUUUGUAAAUCUCGAGAUAAGUACACAGGAAUUGUAUUGUGCGGCGUAUUAACAGUAACAAGAUAUAAACCCAUGUGAGAUAGGAAGAAAACUAUUUGUAUAUGUUAUAUACAAUCAGACAGCUUAACCGAAGAAUAACUAAUUAUUGUACUUCUUCUUUGGUAAAAUUUACUCAAGUUAAGUUAUUUGGCUGUGCUCAAAUUUCAAAUUAAAUUCAACACUUUUAGGUCAGGUGUUGCGUCUUUAGAAUGCGGUCUGUUGUACUUUUACUUUUAUUGACAUUGAUUUCUCAAAAGAGUCAAAGUGCGGUAGGACUAAGACAAGUAGGAGAUAAAGCUGGUUUUAGUAGAGAGCUGAAUAUGAUACUAAAUCCUGAUUGUGAUUUGCCAGAAUGCAAGGGAGAAGGUAGCCAUUUCAUUAACCUAGUCCAUGUUUCAGCAAAAGGUGACUCAGAUGUAAUACAUUAUCUUUGGAGCACUUUUGGGACCCCAUCUGUGUUAAUUGUGCAGACAUCUCUUAAAGCUUCCUUACAAAUAAACUGGGAGAGCCUGCUAAAUGAAUCCGUAGCUGAAGGAAUUAUUCAGUUCUCAGAAAAACCAUACUAUUCCUUUGGUCUCAUCCUAGCACAACUGUGGCAGUUCAAUGAUACAAAGGACACCGGAAAACUUGACAUAAGUACAAAUGAAUCCUUUCCAAUAUCCUUUAUGGAAAUGAGUUGGCAGAACAUCAAUGAGACUAUGACUUGCAGUAGUGAUCAGUGUUCAGUGUCAUUUGAGACAUCUUCUGUUGAUACAGAUUACUUCUUGCCCAAUGGUUCUUUUUCAUUUCAGAUGACUGCCCAUUCAAAGGAUGGAAGAAAUAAUAUUUUACCUCAUUUGGAGCACACAGCCAGUAGUUCUCAACUUAAUAUAGUGUUGAAUGAAAUGAAAUCACAUUUUACUGGCAGUCGCUUUGCUUUAGAGUUUCUAUUUUUCUCUUCUGACGUUUCACAUGAAAAUAUUGAUCCUAUAGCAAUAGAGAGCAGAAAGUCUGUUGAUGAUGAGUACACACCUGGUGUUUUCAAAAGAUAUGUCUUGACAACUCCAUCUAGCCGUUCUAAUGGUUCUGGAGGUUAUUUACAUUGGAAGCCUGUUUGCUACACUAAUUACAAAAGAACAAUAGCUCAUUCAUCUGAUUCUAGUACCUAUGGGAUACAGUACACCAAUACCUCACAACCCUUUAGUAUUGUAAAAGCAUUUUUUGGACCUUCUGAUAACAAUUCUAUGUCAGCAUUUAAUGUUUCUUUUGGCUCUGCUGGAGAUGGAUUUUACUUAAAAACUAACUACACUUCAUGGUCAGUGGCAAUUGGAUAUGGCAGAGCCCCUCCUGAAAGACUGUCACUAAUGGUAAUCCUAAUAAUAUCCAUUGGAGUAGGAGCUCCACUGUUACUUAUGGCUAUAGGAGGACUAUACUUCAUUAUUCAAAAGCUUGCACGUAAAAAAUAUGACUUGCUUUUAAGCAGUUCAUUAACCUGAGUUUGAAGAAGCAGAAAUGAAGUAGAAUUAUUGAAAUAAUCAUGUUGAAAAAUAAAGAAAAGACAGAGAAAUUGUAAACUUCAGUUAAGGUAAUUUAAUAUUAAAAUAUUCCAAUAUCUUAAGUGGAUAACUAUAUACAUACAGUAAUCAUAAUUUUCUGUGAUAAAUAACAUAACUUAGGGAAAGUGUGAUUUUAUUCAUUUUAUUAUAUGUAUUAGCUGUAUAGAACAGAGCAAAAUAUUGCUAAUUAAAACAACUGUGAAGUCUACAAGGAAUAACUUCUGCCAUAAUUUCUCAUGUUAUAGCUUUGGCUAGUAAUGACAGUGUUUUUCAUUUCACAGGUAUAUGUGUGUGUAUGUAUAUUCUAAACUACAUUGAUAAUGUUAAAAUGUUUUUAAGGGAAUUCAGUGUUGGUGAUUUAUUUUAUGUAUAAUAUUUUCUAGUUUGUAAACUCAAAUUAAAAACUCGUAUAUAAAUGUAUAUUGGUGUUUAUAUACUCAUUCAUUCAUAAACAUUUGGUUGAUAUCUUAAUAUCUAAACCAUGUAAUAUCAUAAAAGUUAUUGGAAUACAAAGACAUUUGAUAAUCUGUUUUUGAAAGAUAGCCAUUGCAACAUCAGAAAAGAAGGUUCUAAAAGCUGUUUUACUUGUACUUUUCUUUAAACUGGUACAAACUAAAAAUCUGUUGUGGCUGUUUCAGAUAGUUUAGAUAGUUUUUUCCCUGUUAUAAAGAAUUUCAGUUAACCUGACAAGAUUUUUCUGUAUCGAAUUUAUAUUAUCUUACUUCAGAAAAAGUUACAUGAACCUUAGAAAAAUCUAUAUAUAGUACAUAUUAAAAAGCAUUAACAAAUGUUUUCAGCCUCUUGAGAAAAAUUUAAGUUUAAAUAUAAACACAACUGAGCAUGUUUCCAAGAUGUUUUAUUUAUCUGUUACUUGUUGAAAAUAAUGAAGUUUUGUCAAAAUUGAAUUACACAUUAAAAUAUUCUAUGGAAAUCUAAUGUUGCUGAAAAUUGUAACAUCAGGCUAAUGUUGCACCUGACCAGUCUUUACUGCCAUUCACCAGUAAGUGAUUCUCUAUUCAUAUCUUAUUUCAAAGGUUGCAAUGGCUCCUUUUUGAUGCCAUUUACCCUGAAUUCUUUUUCUAAAACAGGAGCAGUUUUGAAAUAAAGGAAUCAGAAUUAGACCCUGGAAAUCAAUCGCUAGAAGAUAACAUAAUUUGUAGUUUAAAUUUUUUAAACAAUACAAAAUAGAACUUGAAAUUGUCAAAGAAGAUUAAAGGAAAUAAAGGCAUACAAACUUGGCAUCAAUAUUUAUUAUUUAUAGCAUCAGAAUAGCUCAGUUUAAGAAUAAACUUUACAAAAGAUAAUUAUAACUUGUUUGAAUAGAAUGAAAUCGCAUUUAAUUCUGUUCAAAGAGGUGAAUUUGAUAUGGCAUGUUCAACAUUGCUAGUUAUGCUUAAGACAAAAUAAUAAGAAUUUUAACUGAAUAUUUCAUUUUACAUUACAUCAAUAUAUGCUGAUGUACUUGUUGUAAGCUGUAUAUUUUUAAUGUAAUUUGUUUGUUAGCUAGUUAGAUCUGGAUUUUAAUGAUAGCAUUAAGAUUGGAAGGUUUAGUAAGCUUAAAAAUUCUAGAAACUUAAGGCUGUGACUUGAGGUUUCUAGCAUAUUUAGAAAUACAUUACAAAUACAAAAUUAUUUUGAAGAAAGAUUGAUUUUCAAGAUAGAGAGUAAAUCAGUUAAGGUGUGAGCUGUCACAUCUAACUUGAACAAGUGGAUUUUAGUUGAAGUAAUUUGUAAUGUACGCCUACAACCAAUUUAUAGUUACAGAAGGAAAUAAACUCAUUUGUUAUACUUUA
This is a messenger RNA of Limulus polyphemus (Atlantic horseshoe crab), 3451 nucleotides long. RefSeq names its product glycosylated lysosomal membrane protein A-like. Gene Ontology annotation, cellular component: lysosome. Lineage: Eukaryota; Metazoa; Arthropoda; Merostomata; Xiphosura; Limulidae. The record is from RefSeq and is a predicted model, not a curated record. The coding region runs from base 333 to 1598 and encodes 421 amino acids. The transcript is spliced from 6 exons.